ACAAAACAAACCACCGCGAGUCCGUCUCGUCUCGUCGCCUCCAAUUCCAAAAAACCCUGGUUCGCCCAAGGUCGACGGCCUCACCGCCGUCUCUCUCCAUCUCGAACCCACCUCGUCACCUCCAAAAACCACCGCGACCUCGUCGCCUCCAAUUCCAAACAACGCUGAUUGUUGUUUGCCCCAAAGUCACCGUCGGCGGCGCCAUCGCCGCCUCCUAGUCUGAAGUACUAAAGUCUCAGGGACAACAGAAGUUAUUAGUUUUAUAAAUCAUGGGAGAUCGUAGGAGAUGUUUGUCGCCUUUAACCUCAUCAACCUUUCACUGCCCCAAGCCUGAUGUCAAUCCAUUGUCAAUUGACUCAGAACUCUGGUUAAUGGCUGAGCAUAGAAUCUUUGAGAUUUUGUGUUGUAUUCAACCUGCUUCGGCAUCUGAGAAGAAGAGGGAUGAGGUUAUUUCAUAUGUUUCGAGGUUAAUUAAAGCUCAUUACAGAAGUGAGGUUUUUGCGUUUGGAUCGGUACCCUUGAAAACCUAUCUACCAGACGGAGAUAUUGACCUGACUAUACUCAGCCACCAGAAUACAGAGGAAGGAAUGGCUGAGGGUGUGUCUGAUAUCCUCCAGGGUCAUGAGCACGACCCAAAAUUCGAUGUGAAGAAUGUCCAAUAUAUAGAAGCUCAGGUCAAGAUCGUAAAGUGUUUGGUGAAUGACAUCUCCGUGGAUAUCUCUUUCAAUCAAAUGGCAGGUCUUUCCGCUCUCUGCUUUCUGGAGCGGGUUGACCAAAUUUUGGGGAAUGAUCAUAUUUUGAAACGAAGUAUUAUCUUGAUAAAAGCCUGGUGCUUUUACGAGAGCCGAAUCCUUGGUGCAUACCAUGGAUUGAUUUCAACAUAUGCUUUGGAAAUAUUGGUUGUGCAUAUAUUCAACCUGUUCCAUUCGUCCUUGAGUGGUCCUUUAUCAGUUCUGUAUAAAUUUCUGGACUACUAUAGCUCUUUCGACUGGGACAACCAUGGGGUGUGCAUAAAUGGCGUAUUUAAAAUAUCUUCUCUUCCAGAUAUAGUGGUAGUGGUACCUGCAGAGAAUGGAAGUCGAUUGUUGCUUGGGCCUGACUUUUACAACUACUGUAAAGAAACAUUUGCUAUUCCUGUUAAAGAACUUGACAGUGGGAGGCAUGAUUUUGUUGUUAAGCACAUCAACAUCGUGGACCCUUUAAAAGACAGCAACAACUUGGGGCGAAGUGUUAGUCGAGGCAAUCUCCACCGGAUAAAAUGUGCCCUUUCCUUUGGGGCUCAGAAGCUUCGAGGAGUCCUCAACGGACCAGGAGAAUAUAUAGGCAUGGGAUUGGAGAAAUUUUUUGCUAACACUCUAGGCAGGAAUGGGACAGGACAAAGAGCUGAUGCUAACAGUCCAGUACCUGCAUUUGGCACUGGAAGAAGUGACGCAUGUGAUCUCAAUGGAGACUACGACAGAUGCCAUAGUGGUCUGCUGCAGGGGCAGUGGUAUCACAAUUACAGACUACCGGAUCAUUUUCAUAACAUUCCUUCAACCCUGCUGUCUCCUUCAGAAAUCUUGUCGAAGAAGAGUCAAAUAUUUUCUUGGACUGGGCAAAAUGGUCAUCCUCAGAAAGGCACCAAAGCAUUUUUGCAACGAGGGCUGCCAGGGCUUUGCCCUUGCCCUUCAAAACGCUGUACUACUGGCAUUGAUGGGUUAGGAAAUUUAAGAGGUACGGGCACAUACAUUCCCGAUAUGGUAAGUCUAGUUUCUCCCACUGUUUAUAGAUAGUAGCAUAAAGUUACCUGCCUUAUCUAUUUCAGUGAAACAGUAAAACUCGGUUGGUGCAGGCUCGUUACAAAGAAAUAUGGUCCAGGAUGAAGAGCCUGGAGAAUCAAGCUUUUCUUAAUCAGGGAGCACCAUGUCAAUCUCCUGAGAUGACUUACCAAGUCCUUGCUCAAGCUGAAGCUAACAGCUGGAUUGAUCUCCGACCAGAGAGUUUCCCUUUGCUUCCCUCUAUCAACGGAUCAUCCAAUUUAUUCAGUGGUAACCAGGUGCAUCAUGUUGGUGAUCAUGGCUUUUUGCAUCAUCUCACCGACGAGUCUAGUUCCUCUUCGGGGCAAACAGAUUUCAGGACUUCCAGUGAAUCAUCAUCAUCAUCAUCGUUCUUUCCAGCAUCAGACCCAGAAGCUUCAUUGGUUGGUGGGGACCAAGUUGAUGAUUCUCAUUUCUCAUCCAGUUUGGCUUUUUCUAUGACAGAACACGAGAAACUGGAGGAAUUAAGGGUUGCAAGAGAAGAAGAAUACUGUCAAUUGAAAGAGGAGGAUUUCCCUCCCCUGCCCAGUUAUGUGGUUGAGCCCAAUAGUGUUGCAAGAGAAGAAGAGUGCCAAAUGAAGAACCUGGAUUUCCCUCCUCUAGCAGGCAAUUCUUUGGUUGUACCCUGUCGGGUUACAAGUGAAAAAGAGUACCCACUGGAGAACCAGGAUCUCCCUCCUUUAGUUCGCGUCUCUGUGGUUGAGCCCUGUAGGGUUACAAGAGAAGAAGAGUAUCAACUUAAGAACGACGACUUCCCUCCUUUGGUAAGCAAUUGCGUUGUGAAGCUGUGCAAGGUUGCAAGAGAAGAAGAGUCGCUUCUGAAGGAGAAGGAAUUCCCUCCUUUAGGCAUUUCUGUAGGGCUGCAGGAGAAGAAGAAGAAUUUGUACUGAAGGAGGAUAAUGAUUCCUCUCAUUUAGUAAGCAAAUGUGUGAGCCAUUACGAUGAGUGGCUUGAGGAGUUGAAAGUUGGAGCUUCAGUCCGGACAGAAAAGUAGGGGUACGACCUAGAAGCGGUCAUUUUUCUUGUUGCAGUUAUAAUUUUUCUCGUCUUCUUUGUCGAACCCAUGAGAGGCAUGCUGAAUGGAAGCUGAUUUUCUCCCAAUUCCAGCUCAUGUAGAGAGAUCUUAGGGAAAUACAAUUCUGAUUAGCUAUCAGGUAAGCUCAACCCUGGUUUUUCUUUUGUUACAGGCUAGCGGCAGCAGUGAUGUUUGUUUCAGUACACUGAUUGAAUGAUUGAUUAUGGAGAUUGAAUUGCAUGGGGUGUGGUUGGGGUUUGGAUUUGGUUAUAAAAUGGUGCUUGGCAGUGGAAACAAAUCCCUCAAACUC
Molecule: messenger RNA, 3121 nt
Organism: Linum tenue
Lineage: Eukaryota; Viridiplantae; Streptophyta; Magnoliopsida; Malpighiales; Linaceae
Source: the annotation of a GenBank genome assembly